GCCGCGGCCGCGGGGCGCGCGCACAAUGUCGGCCGAGCGGCCUCCGGGCACGCGGGCGCGGCGCCGGCGCGGCAGGUGGGUCCCUGGCUCUCUCGCCACCCCUACAGCUCGCGGGACACCGGACGGCGGGCUCCACUGAGCCGCUGGGAAGGGCGUUCCGGACUUAGGAAAGCUGCCCAGGUGCUGUCCUUAGUCCCACCCCAGUAAAGAGCUGCUGCGGCUGGAUAGUCAUGGGGGAGCCAGGUAGAGAGGAGUAUAAAAUCCAGUGUUUUGAUGCAGAGACCCAGCAGCUGCUGAAGACAGCUCUCAAAGAUCCAGGUGCCGUGGACUUGGAGAAAGUGGCCAAUGUGAUUGUGGACCAUUCUCUGCAGGACAGUGUGUUCAGCAAGGAAGCAGGACGCAUGUGCUACGCCAUCAUUCAGGCAGAGAGCAAGCAAGCGGGCCAGAGUGUCUUCCGCCGUGGACUCCUCAACCGGCUGCAGCAGGAGUACCAGACUCGGGAGCAGCUUCGAGCCCGCUCCCUGCAGGGCUGGGUCUGCUACGUCACCUUUAUCUGCAACAUCUUUGACUACCUGAGGGUGAACAACAUGCCCAUGAUGGCCCUGGUGAACCCCGUCUACGACUGCCUCUUCCGGCUGGCCCAGCCCGACAGCCUGAGCAAGGAGGAGGAGGUGGACUGCCUGGUGCUGCAGCUGCAUCGGGUCGGGGAGCAGCUGGAGAAGAUGAACGGGCAGCGCAUGGAUGAGCUCUUUGUCCUCAUCCGGGAUGGCUUCCUGCUCCCAGCUGGCCUCAGCUCCCUGGCCCAGCUGCUGCUGCUGGAGAUCAUCGAGUUCCGGGCAGCCGGCUGGAAGACCACCCCGGCCGCCCACAAGUAUUACUACAGCGAGCUCUCUGACUAGGCCUCCAGGCUUCCUCCCCAGGGGCGCCGGCCUUUCUUCUGCCCACCUUCCAACCUGGCAGUGGAGUCUUCACCUCUGCCAAAGACUUCUUCCCUUACAGACUUUCAAGAGCACCCGAGAUGUUUCCCACUUAAUGCAGCGGUCCUGCCCUGAGCACCUUCCCUCCGAUUCCAGGAUUGGGGAAGACAGAAGCACACCUGCCCUGCAGCCCCACCAGCCUUUCUGUCUCCUCACCUCUGACCU
This is a messenger RNA of Dama dama (fallow deer), 1142 nucleotides long. RefSeq names its product MIF4G domain containing (gene MIF4GD). Gene Ontology annotation, cellular component: cytosol. The transcript has 6 exons. Gene Ontology annotation, molecular function: protein binding; translation activator activity; RNA binding. Lineage: Eukaryota; Metazoa; Chordata; Mammalia; Artiodactyla; Cervidae. The coding region runs from base 231 to 899 and encodes 222 amino acids. Gene Ontology annotation, biological process: regulation of translational initiation. The record is from RefSeq and is a predicted model, not a curated record.